UUAGAGUUUACUACUUUCAAAAGAAGUGCAGAUAAAGGGAAGCAGGAACUUGAAUUUAUUCCAAUAAAUUUACAUAUAGAGCGAAUGCUAGUUUCAACGGACAUAUCAUCUGCAGGUAGAAUGUAUGACAUAUCAACUGUCGGCGCAUUUUCUACGCAUUGUAGAGAUAUGAAAAAUGGUGGCUUGCGACGUCUACUGAACCAAGUAAAAGUUACCUAUACAUCUGAUGGGUCAUCUCAUCAGACUACAAAAACUGCAAAGGCAUGCUGUAUCUUAAAUAAAAUCACCAACCUUAGAACUGAGCUAAAAUCUCUUUCAGACAACUUAUAUGAAGUUUCAAAUAAAGGACUUGUUGAGGCUGUUAAAGAAACUGUCAAUAAUAUGAAAGAAAAGAUUUCUGUUAUCAAUGGUUUAUGCGCUGAUAGUCUUGUGAUAGAAGCAUCUGAAGCUUAUUUAUCUGCUAAACGUAAUGCCAACACUAGUGAGGGUGCAGAUUUAGCUUCACUUAGAAACAUGUCUGAAAAUCAACCUCCAAGUAUUGAGCAAAAUUGGAAGUGGUCUGGGAGUAAUUUUGUUAAAUCUCCUACAAUGGAGCCUUGGGAAGUGACAAGACUAAAUUUGGAAGCAGCCUUUGUCUAUUUGGUUUCUAUUGUGGAAGACCUGGUAUUAAAUAAAUCACAAGAAUGCCUAAAUGCAGAUAAUACCUAUACAUCUUUGUUGGAAAAAAUCAAACCUGCAAUUACGAAGAUGCAUGGCUUCCUUGAAAUAAUUUGGGCAAGGAUGUCACUUUUUCUUACGUUUUUAUCAAUUAUGGAAAAUAAAGGGCAAGUUAAGCAAAUUCAUGAGAUCAAACUUAGAAGAGAUAUAGUCAAUUCUCAUGCAAUUUCAACGUUAAUCAGUGCAUUUGUUGCAGUCACACACACAGAUAAAAUGCUUGAGCCACUCUUUUGUAGACAGUUAUGUACUGUUGGUAUCAUUUGCCAGUUUGAAGGAUUGCUUAGCUGUUAUGGUAGUGAAAUGAGUAUGCUUGAGGAUACAAUGAUAGCAGUUGAUGAUCUUAGUAAUGUUUCUUUUAGACUGGUCACUGCAGUGGAUAAAGCUCUGUGUCCUAAAGCAUCUCUUGGAAGUUUUGUACGAGAAGGACCUUAUCCAGAUAUUAGCAGACAUAAUAUUAUCAUUGACAUACCGGUGCCUCCUGAUACAUUUUCACAACUUCCUCAAGAACUCCAGCUAGGAAAACAGAUAACAGUCACUCCAGUUGCUUUCAAUAUUGGCAUUAAUGAGCAGGCUACUCUUGCCGAAAAAUUUGGUAGCACAGCUCUUCAAGAAAAAAUGAAUGCAGAUUCUUUUGCCAAAGUAUAUGAAUAUUAUAUGUUAUACACAAAACAUUUUGAUGAUCCUUGUAAGUUUUUAUGUAUAAACUAGCCUGUGAGGCCUUGUACUGGCUUUUGAUCUAAACUUAUCUAUAAAUAAAAAGUCCGUGAUUUGUGUAUUUAUUAAGCAUCAUAAAACCGUCGCUACUCAGGUUUUGGGAAUAUAUUAAAUUGCUAAUUAAUUUCAAUUUGCAAAUAACGAAACGACGUUUUAGAAAAAAUAUACAACCAUUACUCUAAACCUAACUCUAAACAUAACCAACAAGAACCUUUGACAUAAGCAUAAACGUACACCCUUUUUCUUCCCCGCACGUCUAUGCCUAAAAUAAAAUACU
This is a messenger RNA of Physella acuta, 1708 nucleotides long. RefSeq names its product type II inositol 3,4-bisphosphate 4-phosphatase. Gene Ontology annotation, cellular component: cytoplasm. Gene Ontology annotation, molecular function: phosphatidylinositol-3,4-bisphosphate 4-phosphatase activity. Lineage: Eukaryota; Metazoa; Mollusca; Gastropoda; Physidae. The record is from RefSeq and is a predicted model, not a curated record.